Molecule: messenger RNA, 2175 nt
Organism: Glycine soja
Lineage: Eukaryota; Viridiplantae; Streptophyta; Magnoliopsida; Fabales; Fabaceae
Product: tubby-like F-box protein 2
Exons: 5
Coding region: 594-1838 (414 amino acids)
Molecular function (GO): protein binding
Source: RefSeq, a predicted model, not a curated record
AAAAAUUUCCAGCGAGAUAACACAGCAACGCUGAUAGGGUAAGCUGAAUUAAAGCCCUGGAUAAACGAUUUGGUUAUAACUAAGCUCACAAGAAAGACGAAUGCCACGUGUCGCGAUAUAAGAAAUAGGGAGCAGUGUGGGUGGAGGCACUGGAUUCCCUCCAAUAAAUUACGCUUCGCUUUCUGCAGCAAGCAAUAGCAACAUUAUUACUAAAAUAAGAUUUUUGGAUCCGAUUCAUGCUUGCCACACCAUUCCGGUUCCGGAGAUUACUUUUUUGCGGCGGUGCUGGUGGCGGAGACUCCGCGCCGGAAUAUACCUUCCCACGCCUCCUCCUCCAUCUCCCUCACCUUCUUCUUCUUCUUCGCUGUAGCGUUCAAAACAACGUGAUCUCUCUUGCAUUCUCUGGUUCGGUUCUUCUCGUCGUUUUAUCGAUCCGGCUUCUAGAACUUCCCUUUCUCAUUGCUUCUCCUCUCUCUCGCCUAAGCGAGAAAUUUCCUAGCUGAUUUGGCUCGAUUCGUCUUUUCCUUGUUCAAUUCCAUUUUUCAGGUGAUUGAAGUUUUGUGGUAGAAGGAAGAUUGAUAUGCUGUGGGAAAAUGUCGUUGAAAAGCAUAGUAAGGGAGCUAAAGGAGAUGAGGGAUGGGAUUGGUAGCAUGUCAAGGCGAGGUGUCGAGAGCAGGCGUUGGAACGGUCGGACAAAGUCACAUGUUGCUCCUGAUGUCACUCUAACUUCACUUGAACCUAUUCAGCAAGGGCAUUGGGCGAAUUUGCCGCCCGAAUUGCUUCUGGACAUAAUAAGGAGGGUGGAAGACAGUGAGACUACCUGGCCAGCACGAGCCGUUGUGGUUUAUUGUGGUUCAGUUUGUAAAUCGUGGAGGGCCGUUACGAAAGAGAUUGUUAAGACUCCUGAACAAUGUGGAAGGCUCACAUUUCCCAUUUCAUUGAAGCAGCCUGGUCCUCGUGAUUCUCCAAUACAGUGUUUUAUCAGGAGGAACAGAGAAACUUCAACAUAUCUGUUGUACAUUGGCCUGGUACCAUCGGAGAACGAGACUGAUAAGUUGUUAUUAGCUGCAAAAAAGGUAAGAAGGGCAACAGGCACAGACUUCAUCAUAUCUUUGGUUGCAGAUGAUUUUUCUCGCUCCAGCAACACAUAUGUUGGAAAACUCAGGUCUAAUUUUUUGGGUACCAAGUUCACUAUUUAUGACAGCCAACCCCCACAUGGAGCUGCAAUUCAACCAGAUAGUCAGCCUAGUAGGAGAUUUCAUUCAAAGCAGGUAUCUCCUAGAGUUCCAGCAUGUAACUAUGUUGUUAGCACCAUUGCCUAUGAGUUGAAUGUUCUCCGUGCAAGAGGGCCAAGGAGAAUGCACUGCACCAUGAACUCCAUACCUGUCUCAGCUGUUCAAGCAGGGGGCAAUGCUCCAACUCCUACUUUUCCUGAAAUCAUUGAUGAGCCUUUUUCUCCCUCACCAGCACUGAAAGGAAAGGGUCCAAUUAGAGAUUUAGACAAUGCAAGCCUCCCAGAGCUACUACCAGUAGAGAGCCAAGGCUCAGCUGAGCCUCUUGUACUUAAAAAUAAGGCUCCUAGAUGGCAUGAGCAGCUGCAAUGCUGGUGCCUAAACUUCAAGGGUCGUGUUACAGUGGCUUCUGUUAAAAACUUUCAACUUGUGUCUGCUGUUGAUCCAUCUCAUAAUGUUUCUGCUGCAGAGCAAGAAAAGGUAAUCUUGCAGUUUGGAAAGAUUGGAAAAGACAUAUUUACUAUGGAUUACCGUUAUCCGCUCUCUGCCUUCCAAGCCUUUGCCAUAUGUUUGAGCAGCUUUGAUACCAAACCAGCCUGUGAAUGAGACCAAUGGCACUGGAUCAUCUGCUGGAGCACCAUCGAUACCAAACCAGCCUGUGAAUGAGACCAAUGGCACUGGAUCGUCUGCUGGUUUGUAUCAUAUAUAUAAUAUGCUAGGCACAGUUAAUCAGGCCUGGUGGGCAUGCAACUGAGAUCUUGGCUAUGCAGUCUUUUAGUAUUUUUCCGUUGUGUUGUUAGUUGUUUAUUCUGGAAUUUAACUUUAUGCUGUUUCACAGCCCUGCAACUAAAAGUAAGUUUAGUGAAUCUUCAAUUUUAUAAAGUCGCAUGGUAUUUCUCACCAAUAAAUCUUUUUUUUUUCAAUAGUGAAUUUUCUGUUGUAU